This is a messenger RNA of Anarrhichthys ocellatus (wolf-eel), 2497 nucleotides long. It is a transcript of the gene mstnb, whose product is annotated as myostatin b. Lineage: Eukaryota; Metazoa; Chordata; Actinopteri; Perciformes; Anarhichadidae. The record is from RefSeq and is a predicted model, not a curated record. Gene Ontology annotation, cellular component: extracellular region. Gene Ontology annotation, molecular function: growth factor activity; cytokine activity. The coding region runs from base 81 to 1211 and encodes 376 amino acids. The transcript is spliced from 3 exons.
UCCAAACCCAGUCCAGUCGCGCAAUAGGUCCAGCACAAACCAAGGGAUCUUUUUAAACCAAACUGCACACCUUAGAGACAAUGCAUCUGUCUCAGACUGUGCUGUAUCUUAGCUUGCUGAUUGCUUUGGGUCCAGUAGUUUUGAGCGACCAAGAGACGCACCAGCAGCCCUCCGUCACCAGCCCAGAGGACACGGAGCAGUGCGCUACCUGCGAGGUCCGGCAGCAGAUUAAAACCAUGCGAUUAAACGCGAUCAAAUCUCAGAUUUUGAGCAAACUGCGGAUGAAAGAAGCUCCCAAUAUCAGCCGAGAUAUUGUGAAGCAGCUCCUGCCCAAAGCGCCGCCGCUGCAGCAGCUUCUCGACCAGUACGACGUGCUGGGAGAUGACAACAAGGAUGUGGUUAUGGAGGCGGACGAUGAGCAUGCCAUCACGGAGACAAUAAUGAUGAUGGCCACUGCACCCGAGUCCAUCGUCCAAGCGGACGGGGAACCAACGUGCUGCUUUUUCUCUUUUACUCAAAAGUUUCAACCCAAUCGCAUAGUCCGGGCUCAGCUCUGGGUGAAUCUGCGCCCGUCGGACGAGGCGACCACAGUGUUCCUGCAAAUAUCCCGCCUGAUGCCGGUCACAGACGGGAGCAGGCACAUACGCAUCCGCUCCCUGAAGAUCGACGUGAAUGCCGGGGUCAGCUCGUGGCAAAGUAUAGACGUCAAACAAGUGUUGGCUGUGUGGCUGCAGCAGCCGGAGACCAACUGGGGCAUCGAGAUUAACGCCUUCGAUUCGAGGGGAAAUGACUUGGCCGUGACCUCCGCAGAGCCCGGAGAGGACGGACUGCAACCGUUCAUGGAGGUGAAGAUCUCAGAGGGCCCCAGGCGUGCCAGGAGAGACUCGGGCCUGGACUGUGACGAGAACUCUCUAGAGUCCCGGUGCUGCCGUUACCCGCUCACUGUGGACUUUGAAGACUUUGGCUGGGACUGGAUUAUUGCUCCAAAGCGCUACAAGGCCAACUAUUGCUCCGGGGAGUGUGAGUACAUGCACUUGCAGAAGUAUCCGCACACCCACCUGGUGAACAAGGCCAACCCCAGAGGGAGCGCCGGCCCCUGCUGCACUCCCACCAAGAUGUCGCCCAUCAACAUGCUCUACUUUAACCGAAAAGAGCAGAUCAUCUACGGCAAGAUCCCUUCCAUGGUGGUGGACCGCUGUGGAUGCUCUUGAGUUGGGACGGGGAGACCGUGGCGAGAGGGAGAGGGGAGGCCGGAAGGGCUGUGGCUUCAUCCGUCCUCCAACUUCAAACUUUUUAACACAACCAGUCCACCAGUUCCAAUGCUUUCCUGCAGAACACGGUGCAGUAGAACCAGAGUAGAGGCCACAAACAGCCCGACCUUCACGCAGGGCAGCGCUAUCACAACCCGGCAUAGCUCUUACUUUUCUUUCCUCCAGUGAAAUCUUAGCCAUAGAGGCUUGAAGUCAGAUGGAUGCAGAAACAUACACAUACUCACACACAUGCCGGACCGUGGAGGGAAUGUAGACAGAAAUGAUCAAAGUUAUCCAAAAACUGUUUUUUCCCCCUGUAUCUGUUCUGUGCUGUCCAUUUAUACACACAUGCCGACAGAUUAUACUCGUACGCCGUCUACUCCACUCCACUUCACUUGUAGCCAACAUAAAAGCUAUUACACUUUUUUGCUAAGAUAUGUGUUUGUGAUAAUCAUUUUUCAAGUUAUGUUGUCAGAGUGAAACCAGGAAUCCUCAUGGACUUUUUGCAAGGGCUUGGAAAAACACAACUGGAGACUCAUAAGAGUGAUAUUUCUCACUGGCAGAACGUGUUUUAGUGCACAUAGGGUCAUAGAAGUCGAUUAAAAAAGAUGAAAACUGGUCACGCGGCAAACCCUUAAUCACUCCCAUAUUAUUUGAACUGCAUCAUUAUCUUGAAAAAUCUAACGCAAUUCUAAACAGAGGUGAUGCCGUUGUGGUUGGUCACUCCUGAGAUCCUAUUGACACAAAACUGUUUCCAUCAGGGUGAAGUACCACUUUAGGUCCUGACAUGUUUUCAUGUACUCUACCACACAUACAUGCAGCAACAUACCCGACCGAGGAGCACUCUUGCUCAGACAUAAUCUUCACUAUCCAACAAAACAGCCUGACCCUGGACCCUGCCCGAUACACUUGAAUUAUUCUGAUUGUACAUUCACAUGACUGGACAGAAGGACUUGAACUGAAGGCACAGUGAAUGCAGCCUACAAAUGAAAAAAAAAAAAAAAUGUGUUUAAGACAGAGAAAAUGGAUUGUCGAGAUUGUAUGAAUGUUGAGAUCACUCUGUCGACAAACAACAGUUUGCACUAUGGCACACCAAUAGAAGGAAUUGGUUGCUACAAAAGUUGUAAAAACUGAUUUUGAUAUGUUUGCUAAUUUGUAUUGUAUACAUAUGCCAUUGUUUCCAUGAGGAGUUGCCUUUCUAAACCACCUGUUGGUAAAUGUAUAAAACCACAACCUAGCAAGAUGUA